Molecule: messenger RNA, 1065 nt
Organism: Racocetra persica
Lineage: Eukaryota; Fungi; Glomeromycota; Glomeromycetes; Diversisporales; Gigasporaceae
Source: the annotation of a GenBank genome assembly
AUGUCUCAGAAUAAUUUGUUAUACGAUCUAAACCUAAAUGACAUUGAUGUCAGCAGUUUAGCUGGCCUUGCGUCUCUUUUCAGAGUAGUUGACGAACCAAAAUGUCCUGAAGUUCGUAUUGGCGAGAGCAUAAAACUUCAUGAUUAUAUAGAUAUGUCUUACAAAGGCAAUAUAUUGCCAUACAAUAAAGAGACUCAACAAAUGUUACGUUUGGAAGAAGAAAAAGUAUUAUUGCCUUCUUUGACAAAUGUUGAAGACGUUGACGACCUUAUAAAGAGGUUGAAUGAUAUUAAAAUUUCUGAUGAACAAGAUGAUUAUUCUGCAGGAAUAGUGAUCCAAAUCGUAACGAGAUUUUUAGCAUAUUCUUUACAAUUUCGUAGAUCUAUUUCAUCUGUACCUACAGAGCGCCUUUCUUCAGCUGUUGCCGCCGUUUCUGAUUAUAGGAGUGCUUUGAUAGAUCUUUCAAAUCCUUUCACAACCAUCUCUUGUAAAGACCUUGUUUCUGAUUUCUUGGAAAAAGCUCAACAUUAUCUGAAAUUACCUUUUAAUCCAUAUAAUGAUCCCACUGGAGACAUAAAAGCGGCCAUCAAUGGUGUCGCACCAUUCCAAAUCACUGGUGGCACCAUACAACCUUACGAAAGUGAAGCAACGUUUAUGGAAAACCUUUACCGUCAAACAGCUGGUCAACAUAAAUCUUUUGAUAAAGCUGCCCAUAUAGCCGGAACUAUAACUCCAUUUGGAUUCAAGGAAUAUGUACGUCAUAGAAUUCCAAUGAAACGUGUUGUCAACGGGGCUUAUAUCUGCUACGUUGACCCUUUGAACAAGACUUAUUAUUAUACCACCCUCAUUCUCGACGAAUUUCGAUUUAAAAUAUUAAAAAACCUUUUAAUCUAUGAAAUUAUUUCCGGAAAAGCUGCUUAUAUUCACAGUGCUUUAUACUUUUAUAUGAGCAUGUGUACGUGUGAGGAAGAUUUCAAUCUAAUGAAUGAAUAUGGUGUGAUUCAAUGGGGAUUUCCUUUGAAAGGUUAUUCCGAAUUUCGUGAAAAGAUGGAUGAACUUCUGGAA